Messenger RNA from Sodiomyces alkalinus F11, 2640 nucleotides. RefSeq names its product YjeF N-terminal domain-like protein. Gene Ontology annotation, cellular component: P-body. The transcript is spliced from 2 exons. Bases 279 to 2513 code for a protein of 744 amino acids. Gene Ontology annotation, biological process: deadenylation-independent decapping of nuclear-transcribed mRNA; P-body assembly. The record is from RefSeq and is a predicted model, not a curated record. Gene Ontology annotation, molecular function: mRNA binding. NCBI's taxonomy places the organism in Eukaryota, Fungi, Ascomycota, Sordariomycetes, Glomerellales, Plectosphaerellaceae.
GACAGCAACUGCGCAAUUACCCAGGUUCCCAAUUUCCACUCCUUCCCACCACUCUGCAGCCUUGUAACCCGCCCAACAGCAGCCCGCCUAAUCCCUGCAGGAUCAAGGCCACAUUCUGUCUGGUCUCCCGGAGAACUCGCGCUCUGGAAUUCCACUGGGCGCCCUCGUGACACAAGGACUGCGACAUCACGUUAUUGUACCUGCGUUCGUAUAUCGUCAGCAACCUCCUCGAUCUUCUCGCCCAGGUCCGUUGCUGUCCAACAACGUGGUCAUUCAACAUGAACUUCAUCGGGUUGCAGAUGGUGGUAACCCUCAGAAACCCUCCAGGGGUGAAGUUAAGGGGUACAGUGAGCGAGGUCAUACCUGGGCAGAGCCUUGUUCUGAAAAACGUUCAUACCGUUGGCACCGACAAAUGGAUGCGUCUUAUCGCCCUCGACGCGAACAACAUAGCAGACGUGACACAGUAUAAGGAGCCCGCUCCAGCGCCCAACGAUUUCCCGUCUUCGGCUGCCACUCCCAUGCCUGCUGCCAUCGUUGACCAACCAGCUUCGCUUGUAUUCGUCGACCCCGCCAUCGUCAGUCUGGGGAAGAGGCCAGCUUCCGUCUCCCGAACGACGGCUACGGCUAGUGACUCCCAACCGCCACCGCAGCAGGUAUCGCCUCGACAACGACAACGACAACCACCAGCACCUGAAGACCUCCCCGCACUCGACAUGAGCACGGGUCCGCAGCCUGGGCAGCCGGGCGUGAUUCCCGCUUACCUGGUCUCUGCUUCGAAGACACAGGCGAUAGCGGCUAGUCUACAGGAGGAAUUCAAAUCAUUGCACAUUGGGAACGUCAACAAGUAUUGCGAAACCCUCGGUGAGCAGAAUGAGAGGAACGGCCAAGAUUGGCCGGGACAGCCUCCAAAGAGAAAGAGCCGGAAAUCGAGGCCAAACAAGACGGGACGGAACGGAAGACUGGAGGAGCCGCCAAUGGACACUUCGGCAGCGGAUACGGCGACAUCGGCGGGCCGCGGGAAGGGGUGGAGGCAGACACCAAUACUACGGAGCACCGCUUCGUUUCAGCCAUACAAGGCCCUGAGAGGAAACGGGAAGAAGGCCAUGGCUGACAGCGGAUGGGCCUCAGGAGACGUCACCGAGGAGAUGGGCGAGUUCGACUUUGAAGAUAACCUGGCCAAGUUUGACAAGCGCAGCCUCUUCGACCAGUUACGGAGAGCCGAUCGCGUGGACGAGGCAGAUCGGCUUGUCUCGCACAACCGCAAGCCCAAACCCGGCGCGACGACGGGUGGCAAAAACUUCCAUUACUCAGAAAACGUCCUGGACAGACCCUCGUCCACGAGGCUGAAGAUGGCCGACUAUAUCUGGUCCAGCGAGGCAGAUGACGGCGACGAGGGUGUGGAGGGGCUCAGCGGCCGCGACGUCAGGAGUAGUCUGAGCAUGCGUCGGACAGAUAGCAAGUCCGGCACAGCGAGACGGUCCCAGUCCCGAAAAGCCAGUGGGGCGGCAACCCAGCCGCAGUCCCGCAUGCCGCCGGCCACGGCCCCUUUUCAGCCCGGCUUCUAUCUCGUCCCGUCGAAUCGCCGCGUUGAGACGGUCUCGGCACUGCAAAUGCUCAACCUAGAGAACAUUGCGGCCAACGAGAUCGGGCUGACGGAGGAUAUGAUGGCGGAGAACGCGGGCCGAGGCAUCGCACAAGUCACGUUGACGGCGCUGUCGGAUCCCGCGAUCCAGCUCCGGCUCGGUACCGGAGGCCCAAAUGGCCCGCACGUCAGCCCGGCAAGCAUGGGUACCGUCGUCGUCCUCGCGGGCAACAACAAGUCGGGCAUCCGUGCGGUGGCCGCGGCCCGCCACCUGCGCAACAAGGGCGUUAGCGUCCUCGUCUGCGUGGUCGGCAUCGAGCGCGAGCAGGAUCUGCUCGAAGACAUGCGCCAACAGGUGCGCGUCUUCAAGAACAUGGGCGGCCGUAUCCACAGCAAGAUCGAGCUCUUCGAGCACAUCCGCAAGGCGUCGCAUCCCGCCCCUCCCGUGACGCUCAUCGUGGACGCGCUGCUCGGCCUCGCCAUCUCCUUCGAGGAACUGCGCACGGGCGACCAGGCCACCGUGUACGAGCUCAUCGAAUGGGCGAACCGCAACGAGGCGUUCACCCUCGCGGUCGACGUGCCCACGGGGAUUGACCCUUCGUCCGGCAAGGUCAGCAUCAUCGACGGCAGCCGCCUCUAUGUGAAACCGCGGUACGUCGUCAGCAUGGGGGCGCCCAAGAAAGGUCUCCUCGAGGCCAUGACUCCCGAAGAUGGUGACGACGAUGGCCUCGAGAACGGCGGCGCAAACGGGGAUUCCUCCCUGGUGGCCGACGGAGACGAGUGGAAGCUCUUUAUCGUCGACCUGGGUCUCGGCGCCGCGGUGUGGAGGAAAGCCGGCACCAAACUCCGGCGAGGGGUCGACUUUGAUGAUCAGUGGGUGUUGGAGAUGCGCUACCAAGGCAUGGCAGACCCGGAUGAGGCAGAUUAUUGAUACUCGGGUGGCUGGGUCUGAGCGAGUUGGACGACAUACUGGGAAUGGAGAGAUUUUCCGGCUCGAUUCGUGAGUGGCUUUUUGCGGUUGAAGGUACAAUUUUAUCCAACCCCCCCCCCCCUUUUUU